AUGGCAGAUGAAUAUGAUUAUCAAUUGUGGAUUUAUCAGUGUCAAAAAAUAAUUCGUCAAGCGCAAAUAAAAAAAAAAAUUCGACGUAAAAGGAUCAUAUGUGCUUUAUUAUGCAAUGAAAUAGUUAUCCAGAGAUCUAAAAAAAAAUAUACACCAAAGAAAUUUUGGAUCCAUCCUUUAUUUAAAUUACGACGAGAGCAUGGAUUUUUCGAAGCCGUCUUCCCUACUCUUUCUUCAUACUCUGAAAAAAUUGAAAAUUAUAUUCGAAUGACAGCUGUACAAUUUGAGCAGCUCUUAUAUCUAGUUGGCCCGAAAAUAUCAAAACAAAAAGUAAUAAGAGAACCUAUUUCAGCUCCAGCACGAUUGGCUAUGACUUUACGGUUUUUAGCUACUGGUGACUGUAUGUCAUCAAUAUCGUACCAAUAUUUGGUUGGAUUAACGACAACAGCAAAUAUAAUCACUGAAACGUGUGAAGCUCUUUGGAGCUGUCUUAAAGAAAAAGUGUUACCAUAUCCUUUGAAUGAGGCAGAUUGGUUAAAAAUUUCAAUCGAAUUUGAAAAGCAAUGGCAAUUCCCACAUUGCAUUGGAGCUAUCGAUGGGAAACAUAUACAUAUACAGUGUCCUGACAAUGCAGGUUCUUCAUACUACAACUAUAAAAAUAGUCAUAGUAUUGUAUUGAUGGCUAUUUGUGAUGCAAAUUAUUUGUUCACUUUCAUUGAUGUAGGAGCUUACGGCAGAAGAAGUGAUGGUGGGAUUUUUCGAGAUUCAGCAAUGGGUCGGAAAUUUCGAAAUAACGAAAUGAAUAUACCGAAACCAGAUCUGUUAACUGUCGAUGGGCUACCCCAACCUUAUGUUCUUGUGGGAGAUGAGGCAUUCCAGUUGACUAAUUAUUUACUUCGACCAUAUCCUGGUAGAAGUGGUCUUAAUAUGGAAAGAAGUAUUUAUAAUUAUCGUCUCAGUCGAGCUCGCAGAACUAUUGAAAAUUCAUUUGGUAUCAUAGUAAGCUUAUGGAGGAUCCUAAAAAAACCUAUUGAUGCUACAGUUGAAAACACUAUUAGUAUAAUUCAAGCGAUUAUAUGUUUACAUAAUUGGCUCCGCAAGCAUGACGAAGAUGAUAUUUAUAUUCCACCGAAUUUAGUUGAUCAAGAAGGGCCCAAUGGUAUAAUUCCAGGAUCUUGGAGACAUGAAGUUAAUUUUUCUGCUCUCAAAGAUAGACCAGUCCAAGGUAAUAAUUUUAGUAGUCGAUCUGCAAUAGCCGUUAGAGAUGAUUUUUGUGAAUAUUUCAAUGCCGAAGGCGCAGUUCCCUGGCAGUAUAGCCGUAAUUAAAAUAGUACAAAAAUUGUAUCAUACGUUUAAAAAAAAUCACGCAUUCAAUAUAUAAUUGUUACCAAAUCAUUCAUGUACGUUAUAUAUAUUGUCUUAUAAUCCUAAAUUUGUAAUUAUUUUUAUACUAUUCAAUCUUUUAAUGUAAAUCAAUAAAACAAUUUUUUUUAAUUUUGACCAAAUGCAAAAAAAGAAA
This is a messenger RNA of Cotesia glomerata, 1519 nucleotides long. Its product is annotated as putative nuclease HARBI1. NCBI's taxonomy places the organism in Eukaryota, Metazoa, Arthropoda, Insecta, Hymenoptera, Braconidae. Bases 1 to 1326 code for a protein of 441 amino acids. The transcript is spliced from 3 exons. The record is from RefSeq and is a predicted model, not a curated record.